AUGCCUUUGAGGUCCUUGGUGUCCCAUUCGGUGAAAACCAGCAAUUUUUCAGGUGGCAAGCUGAUCGUGAAAGUAUUGUUAGUAGGAGUUGGUUCAUGUUUGACAGCCAAUUUCUACUACAGAGGGAUCAGCAACGAUGUCCAGGCAAUUGAAACCUCAGUCCAUGAGUUGUUACCGAAUCCUGGAGCUGAAACCUACGAGUUGGGACUCUACCAGUCCUCGCAGAAAGAAGAACAUGAUCGAUUGGAACAGCACAGGUCACAACGAUUGAACCAUGACAAUGUCGCUGUUAGAAUAAUUUAUUAUGUUAAAUAUACUAUAGAGGAUUAUGUCAUCGAUCCGCUUGUGUCGGUAGCUCGCUUUGUUGAAUUGUCGUUGAUAUUUCUUCCUGUGCUUGUUGCUUCUCCUCUCUGUUGGUUUGGAAGACGAGAUCUCCGGACCGGUAAAACGGUUCGCUCGGGUGCGCAGAUCUGGUUUGCGUAUUUGAGAUGGUCUGCGGAAGUGGCUGGUGCUUCCUUUGUGAAGUUGGGCCAGUGGGCUGCUUCCCGUACAGACAUAUUUCCGAAGGAGAUGUGCGAUGAGCUUGGGCAGUUGCACUCCGAUGGAACACCGCAUUCCUUGGAGCUGACAAAGAGGAUCAUCAGUGGCAGUUUUGACAAUUUGCCGUUUGAAGAGAUCUUCGAUGCGUUCUUUGAAAAACCGUUGGGAGUUGGUGCAAUCGCCCAGGUAUAUAUUGGAAAGUUGUCUGACAAAGCUUUGUCCAAAGUCAGAAAGACCACCGACUGGGAAAGCCACCUCCAGCAAGAAGAAGAUCUUUUGCAGGAUGAGCCAUUUUUGGAUAGGAUCCUAGUCACAGAACACAACGAUCCAUUGACUUCUAACCAGUAUGUUGCCAUCAAGGUGUUGCACCCAAAUGUAGAAACCAAGAUCAAUCGAGACUUGAAGAUUAUGAAAUUCUUUGCGACCGUCAUCAACGUCAUUCCGACGAUGGAGUGGCUCUCUCUUCCGGAUGAAGUAGAGCAGUUCUCGAUGUUGAUGCGUUUGCAAUUGGAUUUGCGUAUAGAAGGGUUGAACUUGGCCAAGUUCAGACAUAACUUCCGUCACCGUUUGGAUAUACACUUCCCCAAACCGUACUUGGGAUUCACUACCAGGGAUGUUUUGGUGGAAGAGUUCAUUCAUGCGAUUCCGAUGAGCAAAAUGCUCUCGUUGCUGGACAACUUCGGCAAGAACCUAUCGAAAGAAAUCAGUGACAAGGGCCUAGAUGCGUUCUUGAAAAUGUUAAUUCUUGACAAUUUUGUUCAUGCUGAUUUGCACCCUGGAAAUAUGAUGGUGCGGUUCUAUAAGAAUGAACUUUUCAAGCACGAGAGGGAGUACAAGAUCGUUAAGUCGAGUAACGAAACAGAAACGAACAGAAUAACUAACGAAUUAAUGAAGUUGGGAGACGACUCAGAUGCGUGGUGUGCCAAAUUGAGCGAGUUGUAUGAAGAGGGAUACCAUGCAGAGAUAUGUUUCCUCGAUGUAGGGUUGAUCACAGAGUUGAAUCACACUGAUAGAGUAAAUUUUAUAGACCUUUUUAAAGCCCUAUCUGAGUUUGAUGGGUAUAAGGCUGGAGAGUUGAUGGUAGAAAGAUCGCGAACUCCCGAAACGGCCAUCAACAAGGAGAUUUUUGCCAUCAAGGUGGAGAAGUUGGUAGACAGAAUGAAGGAAAGAACAUUUACCUUGGGUAAUAUCAGUAUUGGAGACUUGUUGGACCAGGUAUUGGGAAUGGUUCGUAACCAUCAUGUCAGAAUGGAGGGUGACUUUGUAACGGUUAUAGUGGCUAUUUUAUUACUAGAAGGACUUGGAAGACAAUUGGAUCCAGAAUUGGAUUUGUUUGCAAGGUUCGUAUACGCGCUUUUGAUUGGAUUUCCCACCGAGAAUGAAUUUUCCAUGUUUUUCAUCUAA
This is a messenger RNA of Scheffersomyces stipitis CBS 6054, 1944 nucleotides long. RefSeq lists its product as uncharacterized. The record is from RefSeq and is a predicted model, not a curated record. The transcript has a single exon. NCBI's taxonomy places the organism in Eukaryota, Fungi, Ascomycota, Pichiomycetes, Serinales, Debaryomycetaceae. Gene Ontology annotation, cellular component: mitochondrion. The coding region runs from base 1 to 1944 and encodes 647 amino acids.